AUGAUGGAGCCGACCACCAAGCCGACCCACCCACCCAAAGACGACCCAAUCUCGGUCGAGGACCUCAAGCAGUACGAUGGUACCGACGAGUCCAAGCCCGUGUACGUCGCUGUCAAGGGAACCGUCUUUGACGUUUCGCCCAAGCGGGAGAUGUACGCUCCCGGCAAAGGAUACCAUAUCUUUGCAGGCAAGGACGGCUCGCGCGGACUGGGCAUGUCCUCGCUCAAGCCUGAAGACGCCGUUCCGGACUACAGCACGCUCGACGACAAGCAAUUGAAGGUGCUCGAUGACUGGCACUCGUACUACACCAAGCGAUACAACAUCGUCGGCAAGGUAAAACAGUCGUAG
This is a messenger RNA of Pseudozyma hubeiensis SY62, 348 nucleotides long. RefSeq names its product potential sterol binding protein. The transcript has 3 exons. Gene Ontology annotation, cellular component: endomembrane system; membrane. The record is from RefSeq and is a predicted model, not a curated record. The coding region runs from base 1 to 348 and encodes 115 amino acids. Lineage: Eukaryota; Fungi; Basidiomycota; Ustilaginomycetes; Ustilaginales; Ustilaginaceae.